This is a messenger RNA of Nestor notabilis (Kea), 957 nucleotides long. It is a transcript of the gene RBM48, whose product is annotated as RNA binding motif protein 48. NCBI's taxonomy places the organism in Eukaryota, Metazoa, Chordata, Aves, Psittaciformes, Psittacidae. Gene Ontology annotation, molecular function: nucleic acid binding. Gene Ontology annotation, cellular component: nucleoplasm. The transcript is spliced from 4 exons. The annotation marks the transcript as partial. The record is from RefSeq and is a predicted model, not a curated record.
GUUUAUACUAUCAACUUGGAAUCUCGUUAUUUACUGAUACAAGGAGUUCCUGCAUUAGGGGUUAUGAAGGAAUUAGUCGAACAAUUUGCAUUAUAUGGCGCCAUUGAACAGUAUCAUGCUCUAGAUGAAUAUCCAGCAGAGCAAUUUACUGAAGUUUACCUUAUAAAAUUCCAAAAACUGCAAUGUGCAAGGGUGGCCAAGAAAAAAAUGGAUGAACGAAGUUUCUUUGGUAGUUUGCUGCAUGUGUGCUAUGCUCCAGAGUUUGAAACAGUUCAAGAAACUAGGGAGAAGUUGCAGGAUAGAAGAAAGUACAUCGCAAAAGCAACAAAUCAAAGAGAUUGCUUUGUGUUAAAGAAAGAGGGGCCCAAGAAGACAAUCCCAGAGAACUCCCAGCAUGACUGUCCAUGGAGUACCUCAGGAUCACAUGCAGCCAGUAACUGGGAUCCAUCCUGCUUUGCAAGUUCUCCUGGGGUAUCCCACAGCAUGAGGUAUCCCUGUGGGAAUUACGGUCAGAGCCUGUUGACAUUUCCCCAGUAUGAUAACAAUUCUGCUGAAACUUCUGGGCACUUUGGUCAAAACACAUCCCUAACAAUAAGUAUGCAGCUGGGAGAACGUACUCUGCCAAACUCCUUAAUGCAGCACAGGACAGUUCGGGUCGAUAAUGGCAUCGAUCGGUUUAUGCCUCGGACAACUCACCUCCAAGAACGUAAGAGGAAGAGAGAAGAAGGUACCAAGUUUUCCCUCAUUGGAACAAGUAUGGACAAUGCUGAAGUUGUCAUUGGUCCACAGCUACCAGAAAUACCUAAAGUGGAUCUGGAUGACGAUUCACUGAACACCUCAGCUAAACUAAUUCGAACUAAGUUGAAAGAGAUAGCAGAUUCUGUGUCAAGAACAUCUGUGGAAAAGCCAGAGACCAGCUCAGCCAAACCACUUGUAAAGCAAAGAAGACGAAUAUAG